AAAUCCACCGUUUAUAAAAAUCUAUUUAAACUCGAGCCUCAGAAUCCAAAAGAUGGUUCAAAGAAUAUCCCGAAAUAAACUUUCACAUACGAUCGAGUUCUGAUACAGUGUCACGAUAUUUAUUACACUCGUAAAAAUAUUUCUUAUUAUGCUUAUCUCUUUUUAUUGAGACCGUUCUCCGCAGCAUACAUGCAUCUAUAUAUAUUUAUACGUAUUAACGAAGGCUUGCCUGGUACAGCACUCGGGUAUUCCCCGAUGAGUUUCCGCUAUGCCAUCAUUGCACGGUGUGUCGUCUGUUUUUAUCAGGAAAGCCCAUCAUUUGAUUAUUAUUAUCCAGACAUAUUGGCAACGGAUAAUGUGCAGUUCCUUUCUUAUUUAAUUUUCCUUCCGUUUUCCGACUCUUUUAGGGACACAUAUUCAACAGUAAUAUUUGAGAGUAUGUCAUACGAUGCCCGAGGACGUUGUCAUUUCUGCUACAAGAGACACAUCGUACCGGUAUUCGGAAGCGACGAGGAAGCACACAUACUCCUACAAAAAUCGAAUUUGAGACUUGUGGUUUUGAACACAGUUUGUUCUCCUUGCAUUAUUAAACUCCAAGAUAUUCUCAGAAUGAGUUUUCCCGAUUUACCUCUCGAACGGAUAACUGUUAAAAAAGGUCAUACCGAGAGUUCAAUGGAUUAUCAAAGUACCAGCAAUUUAAACGUAAUGAAAAAGUUGCAAGUCGACGAAAAUUUUCAAAUUCAUGGUCAUAAAUCCACAGAAGCUGAUAUUAAAGUUAAAAGAAAUAUCGCAUCUAUUGAUACAAAAUACGAGACUAAUAUCGAUAAUUCCGUACAAGUUCCCGAAAAUGUAGAAGAUAUAAAAAAGAAACAAUUGACAUGCGAGUUCUGUCAGAAGGAAUUCAAUCACGCAGGGGAUCUCAACAAACAUAGGAGGAAGCACACCGGCGAGCAACCUUACGCGUGUAAUAAAUGUGAACGAAAGUUUGCGACAUCGUCUAAUCUCGUCAGGCAUCAACAAAUACAUCUUGGAAUAAAAUCAUUCCGCUGUCAAAUUUGCGAACGUACUUUUACCCGAAAAAUCAAACUAUCUGCCCAUUUAGUAGCAAAGCAUCAUGAAGCUUUGAAGUCUAAUUAAUCAAUGACAUAAUGCGAUAUAAAUUAUAUGUAAAGUACAAUACAAAUAUAAAAAGUAUUAAUGGAUUGUAAUAAUACAUAGCAUAAGAGUUAACAAAAA
Molecule: messenger RNA, 1236 nt
Organism: Pogonomyrmex barbatus (red harvester ant)
Lineage: Eukaryota; Metazoa; Arthropoda; Insecta; Hymenoptera; Formicidae
Biological process (GO): regulation of transcription by RNA polymerase II
Molecular function (GO): RNA polymerase II cis-regulatory region sequence-specific DNA binding; DNA-binding transcription factor activity, RNA polymerase II-specific
Source: RefSeq, a predicted model, not a curated record